Urocitellus parryii (Arctic ground squirrel) is the source of this 1924-nucleotide messenger RNA. RefSeq names its product docking protein 6 (gene Dok6). Gene Ontology annotation, cellular component: cytoplasm. Gene Ontology annotation, biological process: cell surface receptor protein tyrosine kinase signaling pathway. Lineage: Eukaryota; Metazoa; Chordata; Mammalia; Rodentia; Sciuridae. The record is from RefSeq and is a predicted model, not a curated record.
CCGUCCUCCGAUCGCGGCGGCCCUGCCUGCGACCCCGCGUCCCCGCCGGCGGGAGCUCGGGGAGCACCGAGCGGCGGCACGGCGGCUGGCGGCGGCUGGCUGGAUGCGAGACCUGUGCGGACCCGGCGGCGGACGGCGGCUCUCGACUCCGGGAAGCAGCUCGCCCGGCGGACAAGCCCGAACGCGCUGGCCAUGGCCUCCAACUUUAACGACAUCGUCAAGCAGGGCUACGUGAAAAUCCGCAGCAGGAAGCUGGGGAUUUUCAGACGAUGCUGGCUGGUUUUCAAGAAGGCUUCCAGCAAAGGACCCAGAAGGUUAGAAAAAUUUCCAGAUGAAAAGGCAGCUUAUUUCAGAAACUUUCAUAAGGUAACUGAACUACACAACAUCAAAAAUAUAACCAGGCUGCCUCGAGAGACAAAGAAGCAUGCAGUGGCCAUUAUCUUUCAUGACGAAACGUCAAAGACAUUUGCCUGUGAGUCAGAGCUGGAGGCCGAGGAGUGGUGCAAGCACCUGUGCAUGGAGUGCCUGGGGACCCGGCUCAACGACAUCAGCCUCGGGGAGCCAGACCUGCUGGCGGCGGGGGUGCAGCGCGAGCAGAACGAGCGAUUCAAUGUUUAUCUCAUGCCUACACCAAAUCUGGAUAUUUAUGGAGAAUGCACAAUGCAGAUCACCCAUGAGAAUAUCUAUCUCUGGGACAUCCACAACGCCAAGGUCAAACUGGUGAUGUGGCCUCUCAGCUCACUGAGGAGAUAUGGUCGGGACUCCACGUGGUUCACUUUUGAGUCRGGAAGAAUGUGUGACACAGGAGAAGGACUAUUCACUUUUCAAACAAGGGAAGGAGAAAUGAUCUAUCAGAAGGUCCAUUCUGCGACACUGGCCAUAGCUGAGCAACACGAAAGAUUAAUGCUAGAAAUGGAGCAGAAAGCCCGGCUUCAGACAAGCUUGACGGAGCCCAUGACUUUAUCCAAAUCCAUCUCUCUUCCUCGUAGCGCAUACUGGCAUCACAUCACGCGUCAGAACAGCGUUGGAGAAAUCUACAGUUUGCAAGGUCAUGGCUUCGGUGCCUCCAAGAUGUCGCGUGCCCAGACGUUUCCCAGCUAUGCCCCUGAACAGAGCGAGGAGACCCAGCAGCCCUUGUCGCGGUCCAGCAGCUACGGCUUCAGCUACAGCGCCAGCCUCAUCCAAUGACACCCAGCGGCCACGGUGACAGUCUGCCCUGGACCUGCCUGAGGGUCCCUGCGCCCUCCACCUCCUGGAAGACCACCUGCAGUACCAAUUGACGCGGGCCAGGUCUCGCCCAAUCCCAUGGGAAGGUUAAAAACUGGAGUUCGCUUCCUUGAUUCAGCGGUUAAGUCCUUUAUUUAUUGAAUUUCUAUGGGGGAAUCUGUGUUUUACAAAAAUAGAAUCCAAAUCGUAUGAACAGUCAUUUAAGCAAAAUUCUUUGGGUCUGACAGUAGCAGAAGCCUGGUCCCUGGGGGACAGCACCCGCACUGGGCUGUGCCUGGGAACGGGCCCCUCCAGUGCCUGAUUCAGUCCUCCUGUCUGAGCACAGGGUCUGUCCUUGGACAUAGCCAUGACCCACUCCGAGCUCUGUGACAGGGACAAAUCCAGUGAGCUCCACAAAUGGCAUCUUAACUCUAAGUUAACACAGAACUAAGACCAAUGACAAUAAGGGAAGGUGAAAUUAGAGCACUCUCUCUUGAGCAGGGCCCUGUAGCUCGUGUGUGUGUGUGUGUGUGUGUGUGUGUGUGUGUGUGUAGACAACUAUAGAUAUGGAUAUCACUGUAUCCAUCUAUCUACCACAAGUACAUAUCCAACAUGCCGAGGGUGACAGGAUAUGCUCACUUAAAUUGUUGAAAACUACGAUUCGUUGCAUUAAAACUCAGAUCGUUAUAUUGAAUAGCUAUUUCUAAAAUAGUGCUGU